This is a messenger RNA of Loa loa (African eye worm), 845 nucleotides long. RefSeq names its product LIN-24 Like family member. The transcript has 5 exons. Bases 1 to 681 code for a protein of 226 amino acids. The record is from RefSeq and is a predicted model, not a curated record. Lineage: Eukaryota; Metazoa; Nematoda; Chromadorea; Rhabditida; Onchocercidae.
AUGAUAUAUAAUAUCAAUUGGUCCCAUUUAUUCAAUGAAUCAUUGGAGCCAAUAUAUACGAUUGGUAGUGCGGAUGUUAGAAAUAUUCGUCAAUCAAAAGAUGAGCAAAGUUUAUUUAAAUCAACAUUUACUAAUACAACCGAACGUGAACAGGAAUAUUCGUUUAAAACAGAACGUUCAACACGUAGUGCUGCAACGGUUGUUGUCGAGAAAGGUGUAUGUCGUGGAGUUGAAAUGGCAUUGAAAUUAAAAACACCAGGAGAAAUAGUAGAAGCAAAUGCUGGAUUUAAUACUGAAUUAACGGUAAUAAAUAUUGGCGAGAAUACAAUUGAAGAGGAGCUUGGAUGGGGUGUUGAUAGUACUGUUCGGGUACCACCAUUUUGUGAAACCGUUGCUGAGCUUAUCAUUUUGGAAGAUCGUCAAACUAGGAAAUUUUCGAUCGAAAGUCACAUGUCAGGCCGAAUUAUUGUUACGGUGACAAAUAUAAAGGACAAUAACAGUUUGAUAACAAUAAUUGAGGGUAAAAUUGCUGAUAUUAUACGUGGUAUAACAAAUUAUUCUUCAUUGGGAUUCACAGUACAAAAUGAUGUUGUUUCAUAUAUGACGAAAGGAAUAUGCAAGUUUAAAUAUGGUGUAGAGCAGAAAGUUAAAAUAACGGAACAUCCUAUACGCAAGUAUUGACUUCCAGUCUAACGUUCACGUGAACUUUACAUGUCAAUACAAUUUGUCCCGUAUGCUUUACGUUGUGUUAUUGUUCGCAUUGCUUUGUAGAUAAUCAUACAUUAUUCAGCAUUUCCAGUCGAUUGUUUAUAAUAUCCGAAGAAAUUGUCAUAAAUAAAAACCGG